Molecule: messenger RNA, 2790 nt
Organism: Macrosteles quadrilineatus (aster leafhopper)
Lineage: Eukaryota; Metazoa; Arthropoda; Insecta; Hemiptera; Cicadellidae
Gene: Slbp
Product: histone RNA hairpin-binding protein
Exons: 5
Coding region: 291-1478 (395 amino acids)
Biological process (GO): mRNA 3'-end processing by stem-loop binding and cleavage; mRNA transport
Cellular component (GO): cytoplasm; histone pre-mRNA 3'end processing complex
Molecular function (GO): mRNA binding; histone pre-mRNA stem-loop binding
Source: RefSeq, a predicted model, not a curated record
UACUACUAGGUUAGAGGAUGUACUAGUACUGUAGAAUGUAGAGUAUGAUCGUUUUCGUUAGGUAGCCUACACUAACUAUACAAAGCGAAACAUCGACUAUCAGAGUUACAAGAUUGAAAACAUAAAGUGAAUGUGAACAAUCUAAGUUAGCUUAAUGUCUAUCAGAAACAAAUAAUUAAGUUCAACUACAGUAUUCGUGUCUAGGCUCCUCUGUGUUUUUAAUAGGCACACAGUUGUUGGGUAGCACUUUGUCCUUCAGUGUCCGCAGUUUAAGCUCAGGGGAAAGAAGAAUGGCUGACACAUCAGUCAAUAAAAGUUGGGUUGAACUUUGUGAUGAUGAGCUUAAUUACUCUGAUACCUCUGACAGUGAAAAUAGAGAUCAUAAAGAAAUAUUUGAAAAGAAUUCAAAAACAGAGAGUCUGCCUAAAAACAAAUCACUAGGUAGCCCGAAAAAGAAUGAAAAAGGUUUGAAUAAAAAUACUCCAAGUAAACAUGUUUCUGAAAAAGAAGCGAUUGAAACAAAAGUCAAAAUUAAAGUUGAAAAAGAAGAAUCCCCGUGGCGCUUUUCUUAUGCUACAAUUCUGAAAAAUUCUGCAAGUAAGGAAAACAUAGAAGACUCUUUAAAAACUCCGUCCAAUCAAGUAAACAUUACUGAGAUCGUGGAAACUAAAGAUAACGGAAUUGUAAAAAGUGUCAAGCGAGAAAUUCAACGGGAAUUUUUACAAGAUGACUUAAGUCUUUCCAGCCACUUGGAUGUGUUUCACAUGCAGAGCCCAAUUAAAUUAGAACCUCUUGAUGAACAAAUGGGAAGUCCAAUGAAGUCCGGUCGGGAAAUGAGAUCCUCUAAAAAACGAUUAUGCACUCCAACUAAGCUCUCGUUGAGUGAAGAUGCUGUAUUACCUGAUGAUGUGUUGAUGCCCAGCCCAAAGAAAGUCACCAGGCUCUCCUCGAGGCGAAAGAGGGAACCAGGUGAAAGUCCUUUGGUUUGCAAAAGAUCAAAACAUUCUCCAGGUUCUCGCCAUACUCCUAAAUGUGUAGUGCCAGUUGAAUCCCCAACUAUUGAGUUAGAAACAGAUGAACAAGUAUUAGGUCGGAGACAAAAGCAGAUUGAUUACGGGAAGAAUACUAUUGGAUAUGAGAGAUACCUGCAAAUGGUGCCUAAACAUAAGCGGCACAGAAAGCAUCCUCAGACACCACCUAGACAUGUCAAGUACAGCAGGCGUGCGUGGGAUGGUCUAAUACGUCAGUGGCGCCAACAGCUUCACUUCUGGGACCCUCCGUCCCAGGGCGGUGGCAACAUUGAUGACCUGGACCUGAGCUCCAUGUCGGAGGCCUCCAGUGACACAGGCUCAACACCAGCCACUCCCCGGGACCGGCAUAGAACUGGCCGAACAUCACGUGUUACUCGUUCCAACCGCUCCUCCGAGUGUUCAAGUCUAGCAGAGGACUCGGGAUGUUCACCACUCAAAGACAACUAAUUUACUGUUUUACUAAAGUAUAAUUUGUGUAAUUUUAUCUUUCUGAAACAUUGUGUGAAAGACUUUUUACUGUUUAACAUAGCCGUUUUUAGAAUAAUUAUAUUGCUUACUAUGACUUGGUUGCUUUAAACUUAAAUAAGGUUUUAUUUAAACCCAGCAAUAUUUAUAAAAGAUCGAGUUUCUCAUUAGUUUCUGAAUGUUAGUGUUGUAUGUGACAGGUAAAAGUUAAAAUUCGUUUUAAGAUGUAAACGAAAAUGUUAUCACUAUACCAUUCCUCAGUGCUAGGGUUUUUGUGUCUUAACAGAUAGGCUACACAUUGUAUUUUGUAAUAAAUAAAAAAAAAACACAAAAGGGUUUAAAGCCGACUCUAUACAUAUCCUACGGGAUUUUUAUUUAAAAAAGUUGAUGCCUCAUAUCACUAUGUUUUAUUGUUUAUUGAAAGAAAAAAAAUCUUUUCAAAAUAAUUAUUUUUAUUACUCACUGGGUUAAACUGUAUAUGCGUACUGUAUCAUAUCAAACACAUGAGUUUAAGUGAUGGCUCAUCUAAAAAUAUUCUAUAAUAGAUACAAAUGGAAGUACAAUUACUAAAGGUGAAAUUGCCUUUUUCAGGAGUUGUUCUGGAUUUGUUAGAACAUUAUGAUGUAAUUAAAGUAAAAAAACACUGUAUUAGCAAAUACAAAUAUCCAUAGUUUGUUUUGAAAACUUAAAAGUAAUUUCUUAUGAGUUUUAAUCUCACCUUUUCAUUGUAUAACUACACCAUUGCUUGCUCUCAUUAUUUACUGCACAUAUUUUAAAUUGGCCUAAUAUUUUGUAUAAUUAAAGUUCUUAACAAAAACAUAUGAAUAGAAUCUAUUUUUUAUGAUUAACCUGAACAAGGCUCUCAGAGUACCAACCUAGGCUCAAAUGGUUUUUACAUAAAUAGUGUUUCCAACUACGUGAUUUCUAUAGUUGCUCUUUGAAUUCAAAAUGCAAGAAGUAUUGUAUAUAGAAUGUUUAAUGUAUACCAUGACACUAUAAGGACAAACCUUAGCAUAGGUUUUGUUUGAAUAGGAAUACUGAAAAAUGUGCUUUUUCACAAUAAGUUUAUGCAAAUUAUUAGUAUCUAGGUUAUGUAAAGCCAUUUAAUCUGCUAAUGACAUUUGUUUAAUGAAUAGUCAAUGAAUUUGUCACAUUUUGUUUUAUUGGCUGGAAAAAUAGUCAAAUAAAAAGUUAACUACUUUUCAAAUAUUUUAAAUUGAAGCGUAACAACUACAUUAGACCUUAGCGUUUUGUUGAAAUUUGUAGCUUUAAUUACAUUCUUUCAUACCAUGUA